Molecule: messenger RNA, 3941 nt
Organism: Solanum stenotomum
Lineage: Eukaryota; Viridiplantae; Streptophyta; Magnoliopsida; Solanales; Solanaceae
Product: disease resistance protein RPS2-like
Exons: 3
Coding region: 119-3118 (999 amino acids)
Molecular function (GO): ADP binding; protein binding
Source: RefSeq, a predicted model, not a curated record
AUAGUAUUCACACUCAUCAAUCAUAUUGAUAAUUUCCUUGUGAUAUUUUUUCGUAAAAAAAAGAAGAAGAAAAGGAGCCUCUCAAGAACACUAGAGAAAUCAAAGUGACAUACUUGCCAUGGAAAUCGUUGGUGCAGUGGUUAACAUGAUGCAGUGUUUUUGUGGAGAGACCUGUUCUCGUCAAUCCGUUUCUGAAACAUGUACAUACCUGAGAAGGCCUCGUGCAUUAGCAAAUAGACUUAAUGAAAAGAUGGAAUUGCUUAAAGCUCGGGAGGAGGAUAUCAAAAGGAAGUUACAUGUGGAAAAUGUAUGGCGUGGUAUGGAGCCAAAGGCUGAGGUAAACAUGUGGCUUAUCAAUGUAAGAAAGAUUACAAGUAGUAUUGCCAGCAUGCAAGAGAAACUUACUAUAGACAAGAGGUGUUUAAACAGAUGUUUGCCAAAUUAUAUGUCUCGAUUUAAGCAGGGGAAACGCAUCAAUAAGAAAAUUAAAGAAGUUGACAGGCUCCUGGGCCAGAGCAUAUUUCCAGAUGCUUCGUUGGUUGAUAUGAUGCCUCGGAGGGGAAAGAUAUUGCCGGCAUCCUCAUUAGUAGGAGAAUCUGCUCAAAGAAGUUUGGAGACUGUAUGGGAGUAUUUGAAUGAUGAACACUCUGGGAUAAUUGGUAUUUAUGGAAUGGGGGGUGUGGGUAAGACAUCCAUCCUCGUAGAAAUCAAUAAUCGUAUUUUGAGAGAGAGCACAAUUUUUGAUAAUGUCAUUUGGGUCACAGCAUCCAAUGAUUCAAAUGUCCAGAAAUUGCAAAAAGAUAUUGCUAGAGCAAUAGGUUUAUCUUUUGACGAUGAAGAUGAUGAAAUGACAAGAGCAGCUCAAUUACUUGAAGCGUUGAUGCGAAGAAGUAGAUUUGUUUUAAUUAUAGAUGAUUUGUGGGAAGCAUUUCCUUUGGAGGUUAUAGGAAUCCCAUACCCAUAUUACGGAUAUGACUGCAAGUUGAUAAUAACUACUAGAUCCAUGAUAGUUUGUCGUGGCAUGGAAUCAGUGAGGGAAGUUGAAGUUAGUGUUCUUUCAGAGGAAGAAGCAUGGAACCUCUUUAAACAAAAGGUCGGUGAGGAGGUGCUAGCAUCUCCAACAUUACAAGCUGUUGCCAAGGAUGUGUCAAAGGAGUGUGGAGGUCUCCCACUAGCUGUUGUAACAGUUGGUCGGGCUUUAAGAAGAGAAAAUGAUCUGAGGCAAUGGAAAAAUGCAUUAAACCAGCUGAAAAGUGCAACGGGAAGAAUAGAAGGCAUGGAGAAUCGAGUCUUUGCACGUCUGAGAUUUAGCUAUGAAAGACUGAAGGACAAUGUGACUCGUUCAUGUUUUCUUUAUUGCACAUUGUACCCAGAGGAUCAUCAUAUCGAGACCGAAGAACUGAUUAAGUACUGGUCAUGGGAAGGCCUGUUGGAUAAUCUUGGGUACGGAGAAUCCAAGAUGCUGCAGGGAAAGAUGAUAUUAGAUGAACUGAAACAUGCGUGCCUUCUAGAGAUCAUUGGAUGUCAAGAAGGUAGUUUGAAUGAAUAUGUCAAGAUGCAUGACCUCAUUAGGGAUAUGGCGAUAGCUGUUACAAGAGAGAGUCCACUCUUUAUGAUCCGAGCAGGACAUGAGAUGCGUGUCCCACCAGUUGAGAGUGAAUGGCUCGUAGGGCUUGAACGAAUCUCGUUAAUGAGAAAUGAUUUGAACUCUUUGAUUUUGGAACCGAGAUGUCCUCAGUUAACCACCUUGCUAUUGCAGUAUAAUUCACUGACCAAGGGAGUACAUCCUUCUUUCUUUAACCAUCUAAAAAGUCUUAAAGUUCUGGACUUAUCUUACACAGGCAUCUCUGGGUUGCCUGAUUCACUUUCUAAUCUCAAAAACCUUCAUGCUUUGCUUCUACGAAGUUGUUGGAACUUGCAUCACGUGCCAACAAUGGAAAGGCUAAAGGAGCUGAGGGUUUUAGAUCUCUCUUCUACAUCAAUUGAGUCUGUGCCCCCGGGGAUGGAAAUGUUACUCAAUUUGAAGCAUCUGGAUCUCUCCCACACUACGCUUAAUGAAUUUGAUAUUCAAAUUUUAGGAACAUACAGAUUUCUGGAGAGUCUCUUAACUAUUGGUCUAUGGCAACCUCUAAUGUUCGGUUCCGAUUUUGUUAACGUUUUGAAAUGCUGCACCAUCUUGACAACCCUUGAAGCCAAUUUCAGCAACUUGCAGGACUUCAACUAUUAUGUCUUAUCAGAUCACUGGAACACACUUGAGAGUUUCAAAUUUUGUGUAGGCUAUCCCCAAUCCUCUAAACUACCCGGAAAAAAUAGCGUAGGAUUCUUUGGGAUUUACAUUGUUGAAACAGAAGCCUCUUCUUGGUUGCCAGGUAUACUUGAGUUGGUCAUUCAUGAAUGUUCUGGAAUCACUCACUUACCUAUGUUUAUUAUGAACGAUUCCUCCGACCUGAAACGUUGCAAAAUAAAGUACUGUGAUGAGAUGGAGUGGAUUAUAACUCCCGAGUGGGGCACAUUUCCUAAUUUAGAGUUGCUAGAGAUUGAGGGCCUGAGCAGACUGCAGAAUAUAUGUAAGGGGAUUCCACCAACAGGCACUCUUUCAAACCUUAAGGUGUUGAAUGUUAUUGCUUGUGAUAAUCUCAUGACUCUGUUACCACUUGAGUUAGUGCAGCAUCUCAAAAACCUCGAAAAGCUCGAGUUGGAAAACUGUUCGAUGCUAGAGGAGAUCAUAGUCACUGAUGCGGAAAAUGAAGAGAUCAUUCAAGAGAACAAUGGUGAAGUGGUCCUCCCAAGUUUGCAAAAAUUAAGAUUAGUUUCUAUACCAAGACUGAGAAGCAUAUGCAGAGGUCCAAUGAUUUGUGAUUCGUUAACGACUAUAGAAGUCGUAGAAUGUCCAGAGCUGAAAAUACUUCCCUUCUUUUUGGAAAUGAGGCAGCAACUCGCUGCCUCUCUCAAACAGAUAAAAGGAAGCAGAAGUUGGUGGCAGGCGUUAAGGAGGAAGCACCCUACUGCAACGUCCCUUCUUGCUCCACUCCUUAGACCCGAAAGGGAGUAUUCUUCUCCUGCUAAUGAACAUAGUCACAGUGGCAGCUCUGGAAAUUCUUCUUUCGGGGGUCGAUAACAUUCUUACAGAGAAAAAUCAGUAAAAAUACCUUUUCUGGUAUACCUCUGGCUCGCGAGACCACUUCUAGACGUACAUGCUCUGGUUGGGCCUAUCCAGCCCACUGGAUGCCCCUGAAAUUGGGGCAGUAUUUGCCCAGCUCCCACCUGAUGGUGUCCCGAGCCUUACUGGUGGAGCUGCAGCAUAUAGAUAAAAAGGUAAUGUUUUCAUUUGCAUUGUUGUGCUUAUCAUUUGUAAGAAGUCAAUGUCAUAUUGAGUAGUAGCAAAAUUUUCCGUCCUGUUUUCAAUUUCAGCUACAACUUUUUGCUCUUUUUUUUUUACGAGCAAGCAGAUUCAUCAAGUUUAAGCCUGCACCAGUGAAUGAAUGACAAUGUUGUCCUCGUCACCAAGGCGAGGAUGAGCACCAUCAUGCUGCUGAUUAUGAGCAACAGAUAUAUGUAAUCGUCAUGAUCCUGAAAUAUGUUCACAAUGAUAUUGAAUUUUGCAGUACGUUCAAUGGAUUCGAGAGUUAUUGUUUGUUCGAGUGAUUCAGAUAUGUAUAUUUUGCACCAUAGCAACAAUUAUAUUUAUUGUAGUACAGUUUCCUUUUUGUCCUUGAUCAUCCUAUGAUCGAUACAUGAUAUAGACUAUCUCAUUUUUUAUUCUAUUCUAUUUCUGGAGAAAAAAAAAGAGUGACUCAACUUCUCAGUUAGAGUUGGUGGUGGGACCUGCUAGCAUAAUGCACGCUGGAACGUGAGAAUUCGAGGUCUCUUGCACAUUUGCAAGACACAGAUUCUAACAUUAGUUCUAGGUGCUGUUGAGCUUUAUAUAUCUUUUAGACACA